ACACACACAUAGAUAUCGGCCAUCCCCACCGAGGAAGGGAUGUGUGUGUGGUCGCGAAUGGCCGAUUUUAUCGUGGUUCUGUUGGUUUUCGUCAAUGAGCCCACCGAUAGCCGUCGAUACUGGAAAACCAUGUAAAUGCAGACGUCGACCUUCAAGCGGAGCGUGCUCGAAAUUUCGGGGUGACCAAGACGCGUGAGAAGAAAGAGGGGAGGCAGUUCGCAGAAGAUUUAGGUAUGGAGGAUAGCAUGAGUGUAAAGUCUAUGGAAUCAGUGGCGACAAGUGACGAAUAUGAAUUUGUGAACGAAAAAGGUAACAGCAAACAGCAACAAGCUCUCUUAGAACCACCCAUGUUAAAAAUUGCUAACAACGGCAAUCUGGAGGAUCUGCAAAAUAAUCUUCGUGAGAUUUUGACAGAGGAUUCAAAAAUAGAAGGUGGCGAAUUCAAAAUGACUACGAUAAGUCAACAUAAUCGAGAAAAAACAAAAAAAGUAGGUCACAGUAAAUUUUAUGAUGUCAGUCCUUGCGGUGGUUCAUCAGAAAAACAAGAUAUCAUGAAGCCUGAAGAUUAUCUCGAAGAAGAAAUACAAGUGGAAUUAAAUACGUUAUCACAUGUUCAACAAGAAUGCACUAUUUUCAAUGGUGUUACUUAUCUGGGAGCAGCCGCAAUAAAUGCACCAAAAUCAGAAUGUGAAAUACAACGUAACAUGAACAUAUUAAAUGCAGAACAGUCUUUGAACUUAGGAAUAAAAGUUUCAGUCUCGGUGCCGAGUAGUUCACAAGGUUCAGUUAUUUUAUAUGAUGCUGGGACACAACAAGCUAUUGCGCGUUACGAGGUGCAACGCAUUUUAUUUUACGCACGCGGUGAAAGUAGCGGUCCGUGCGCAGCGUGUUUCGCGUUCACGUGGUCACACGGUGACACUUUAGAAUCUGCCAUUUAUCAGUGUCAUGUUUUUCGUUGUGACAUACCAGAAGCAGUUGGACAGGUCUCAGCCUGCUUUUCGAAGGCUUUUCACAGAAUACCACGUUCAAUGACAAGUUCAUUAACAGGUAGUGAUUUUAACGGUUUCAAUGCUGGAAGUGAAAAAGUGAAUACCAGAGUGUUUAUUUUCGAAGUCACAAUGGAAAUAAAAGAAGAAGACGGAAAAGGUGGAUUUGGUACAGUCCCUAAAGAUAGAAACUGUUUCAAAUUGCGAAGUAACGUAGCAAAACAAGUUUGUUUGAGCAUCCAACAAGUGUCGAGUAAAGAGGGUGGUAUUACGCUUGAAGUCGAGCGGUGCUUCGGAGUUCUUGUUAGUCCUGGCCGAAAUGUAAAACACAGCGAUAUGCGACUAUUAGAGAUGGUAAAAAGAGAUUCACAGCAGCAAGUUAAUUUUAUGUCUAUAAUCAGCUCAGACGUUCGCAAUAUUACAACAAUUUUACAGCAAGUUAAUACCGGACCAAUAAUACAAGACAAACAGUGCUAUAAUAUCUGCGGACGUUGGGAUCCCGCGGAUCCCGCUUUGGAAACUCUUAAUAUAGAGACACCACGAGAGGGUAAAAUUUUCAUGACUGUUGCUGUUGAUCUUGUUAUCAGAGAUAUUCGAGAACCCGUAAGAUUUGUCAUAGAAACAUCAGUCAAGGUCUAUCCACAAAAUGAGAGAUUUUGGUAUUUUAACAAAAAAAAUCUCGUGCAACAGUUUUAUCUCAACUCCAAAGAGGUAAUUUCUGGAGAUGGUACAGAAAUACAUUACGAAGUACAGAGUAUAGAAACAUCUGGUGAAUUAGAUAGAAAUAGAUUAAAUUUGGCCCUGAAUCUAGCCUCUUUAAUUAGAACGCCCUCUUUAACGAGUAUUGACACACUUACACCUAAAGAAGAAAUAGAUUCAGAUGGAGAUGAACCGAUGUUGAGUGGCACAGGUGAAGUCUCAAAGGACUGCUCGCAGGAUGAAUUAAAUAGCUGGGCUGAAGUUUUAGACAGCUGGCAAGUUAACGAACAACGUCCGAAGCUUCUGAUAAAACUCACAAAACAAGGAAUUCCCGAAGCUUUGCGCGGCGAAGUUUGGCAACGUUUGAGCAAUUGUGACAAUUCACAAGAAAUGAUGGACAAAUACAGAAUGUUGAUUACAAAAGAAAGCAGUUGCGAGAGUGUGAUUUUAAGAGACAUUAAUAGAACAUUUCCAGCCCAUGAUUUUUUUAAAGAAACAGGCGGCUUAGGACAAGACUCUUUGUACAGAAUAAGCAAAGCAUACGCUGUUCAUGACGAAGAAGUUGGAUAUUGCCAAGGCCUUAGUUUCUUAGUUGCUAGUCUGCUAUUGCACAUGCCUGAAGAACAAGCAUUCUGUGUUCUGGUUAAAUUAAUGUACGAUUACGGUCUUCGAGAUUUAUACAAGGAUAGAUUUGACAACCUUUACAUGCGAUUUUAUCAAUUAAAUCGUUUGAUAGAGGAUCAAUUACCGGAACUUUAUAAGCACUUCUGUGAUCGCGGCGUAGAAACGCACAUGUUCGCCGCACAAUGGUUUUUAACUCUAUUUACCGCUAGAUUUCCAUUAUAUCUUGUCUUUCAUAUCUUGGACGUAUUUCUUUUACAAGGACUCGACACGUUAUUCCAAGUCGCUCUCGCUUUAUUAAUGUUUUGUAAGAAGGAGUUAUUGCAAUUAGAUUUCGAAAGCAUAUUGAAAUAUUUCCGGGUGCAUUUACCGAAACGUUGCCGAAACGAAGAAGUCGCACGUUACGUUAUGAAGUUAGCUUGUUCGGUGACAUUAAAGAAGUUGAAGAAAUACGAAGCAGAAUUUAUGACAUUGAAAGAGGCACAAGAAAAUGCUGACGAAUACAGUAAUGAAGUGGAACAACUACGUGGCACAGUGGCCAGAAAUGAGGAAGAGAAACAGAGAUUGGAAGCAGAGUUGUUGCAAAUUAAAGAAAUGUUGCAACGCGAAGUAACUCGAGCAGAUGCUGAAAGCCGUAGAAGUAACGUCAUUAUUGCCGAAUACAAACAGAUCUGUCAGCGAUUGGAAGACGAUUACAAUGCUGUAAAAAAAACAUUGUGUGAAUUACGAGCGAAGGUCUCGAAAUGUGAGAAAUGUAGAACGUGUAUAAUAGAUUCAACGAAUAUAUUAGCGGACAUUUCGCAUCCUUUGGAAAAUCGAAUAGAUCCUGUGCUCCAUAGAGUUCAGGAGAGAGUACGCGAACUGGAGUUGGAACUAGCACAGACGAAAUUGGCACACGUUGAGGCUGAGUGCAGAAAUCAAGAUCUGACGCAUCAGUUACACGCUACCGCCUCGGAGCUGCAAGCCGCGCGAAAUAGUUGGCCGUGGCUCAGCAAGACCUUGUCGAGUAUAAAAGAGGCAGCGAAUAAGAGGGAAGUUAUGACUCCGGCUGCGUUAAGAGAUUUGCGACGUGACAGCGCACCCGGAGCCGAUUUACAUCAUCUGAUACAUUCUCGAAGUCGCGAGACACGGGACAAUCUUAAAGAAAUUGUGUGAUGGUGAGUAUUUUCUCCGAACACACAGAAAAAACCUUAUCGCGACAAAACAAAAACCCCAACAAAACCAUGAUGAUACAUAAUAAAAAUCAUUAGUGGCAUUACGUAGAUGUAUAGACAAGAAAUGUUUAGUUGUUUUUUCUCACUCGGAAAAUUUGUUUCCCACAGACAAAUUUCCCAAGAGUUACAUUUAACUCUUUCUUCCCCACUUCUGCGAAAAUGAUCAUAUUGAAAUUCAAUACUCUCUAUCCACGUUUUUAUUCAUGCUUUUGCAAUGCAGACAAAAUGUCAAUAGCGGAGGAGGAAUACGUACAUCUCGGAGACGAGUCAUAUGCCAGCAACAAAUAUAUAUAUGGACAUGACGUAUGUUCGUAGCUAUAUGUAAUGCAAAGCGACUUUGUCUGUUGAACUAAACUCAUAGGAUACCAUCACGCUCUCCACACGUAUCGGCACACAUCGAGUGCUUUCAGCGUCUCUCAUUUUACACAUUGCUACAUCGUCGUGUUAGUUCCGUUGUAUAAUUUUAUACGUCAUGUCUUAAAAGUAGUUUUUUUUGUUUUUAAUCUCUGUGAUGUUUUUUUUUUCAACUAUUGCGAGAGUGUACGUUAGCGCUUAUGUCAAUAUCACUUCUUUCGUUUCUUCUUCCUUUCAUUCAUCUCACACGUGAGGUGGUACGAAAAGCUUUUACUACCCGAUACUCAUGCUGAAAAUGACGCGGAUUACUAUCAGCAACCUACUGUAACAGAAUUACUCUUUGCGUAACUCGCGAGCGCGAUGAACUGUUUACAAUAAAAAAAAAUCAAGUAGGAAAUAAACUCAAGUUUAAAAAUACGCCGCGUUUUAUAUCAAACUAGUCUAAAUUUGAAAGGGAGAAAAUGCCGUACAAACUUCGACUGUGUACAUAAAGCAUUUUUCGAAAAAACAAAAAAAAAGAAAAACCCGAUAAAUGCGCAACUGCGAAAAGAUUUUGAAUAUGUACACGUAUGUAACAAUUGACAAGCGGAGAAUUGUUUCGUUUUUUGUUUUCUUUUUUUAAGUAACUUUUUAUCUCGACUUAAAAACAAAAACGACGUAACAUUCCAAAGUAAUGUAAGAGUACGUUUUCUUCCAUGUAACUUAUAAAUACAUACAUACAUACAUACAUACAUAUAUAUAUAUAUAUAUAUAUAUAUUAUCGUAUGUUAAGUUAAAUCUGCUAUUCCGCAAAACAUGAAUUUCAUUUAACAUAUCCGACGAAAACGUAUAUCCAAUUGUUCCGUAAAAUUAGAUAUUAGGUUUGAUAUAUUAAUCGCUUUCUCUGCGUUUUAAUUUUAUACUUUUGUCACCGCACCAAGUAAACGUAUUUAUAUAAAAAUGUUAUCUCUUGUUUUUAUAGAACACGAUAAUUUUAAACAUGUAACAAAAUAGAUGUACACGUGUAAAUUACAUUAUUGUGUGGAAGAGAUUUAUACUCAGAAUUUUGUUUGGUUUAGUAAUUUUCGCACACUUUGUUUUUUGACAAGGUUUGCGUGUAGCAAGACUAAAUAAAAAAAAAACAAAAACAAACAGAGCCAUAGAUUACGGUAUUAAGGCACUACUUAAAACUGCAAUUCUAGUAACGUGUAAUUUUUGUCUAGUAUUGUAAGUAUUUAACAAUAAAUUUGCUAUAUAUAUAUA
Pseudomyrmex gracilis is the source of this 5116-nucleotide messenger RNA. RefSeq names its product rab GTPase-activating protein 1-like (gene GAPcenA). Lineage: Eukaryota; Metazoa; Arthropoda; Insecta; Hymenoptera; Formicidae. The record is from RefSeq and is a predicted model, not a curated record. The transcript is spliced from 16 exons. Bases 234 to 3461 code for a protein of 1075 amino acids.